Apis mellifera (honey bee) is the source of this 741-nucleotide messenger RNA. Its product is annotated as notch homolog 2 N-terminal-like protein. The record is from RefSeq and is a predicted model, not a curated record. Bases 276 to 662 code for a protein of 128 amino acids. The transcript has 4 exons. NCBI's taxonomy places the organism in Eukaryota, Metazoa, Arthropoda, Insecta, Hymenoptera, Apidae.
UCUAGCUGUCUGGAGUUGGCUAAUCAGUUCGGUUGACGCGUUCAGCGAGUUUAGUUGCUAGCUGAUAGAAGAAGCUGCAUUAGAGCACGAAUUUUAUCCUCGUGAUAGUGAAUGUGUAAAGAACCCCCCUUUUAACAAACGAUCUUUAACCCCAGAAUUCAAGCAAUAGUUUAUUCAUAGGAGUUGAUCGACAAUUUCUGUCUUUAGAAAUCUACAAUUAUUUGGAUUAUUAUCGGUAUAUUCUCCCCCGGAUUUUUGUAAGCUUUAAGCUGAUCAUGCUAUCAAGAUUGACAAUACCAAUAAUUCUGCUAUUUAUUAUAGACAUACUAUCAAAAACUAAUGCUUGUGAUUUGGAUCAAAUGCAAUAUGGAUGUCGUAUCUAUAAUGCACAAUGCAGAUGCGGUUAUGGUUGUUCUUCUGAAUACAGAUAUAAUAGUAACGAAGAUUGUAAAGAAGCAUUAAGAGGUAAGCGUAGCGAUAUAUGUUAUCGAACAAAACCUUGUUUAAAUGGAGGAUCAUGCUUACAAAUAUCAUCAGAACCUGGAUUUAAAUGUCGCUGUGAAGGAACUGGUUAUUAUGGAUCACACUGUGAUAAACCUUGUCCAGGUCCAAAUAAUCAACGUUUCCGAGGACUCUUUCCUUAUGAAUGUGUUGUGAUCUAAUUCAACUUGUCUUUUUUUAAUCUAUUAAAUACAUUUAGCAUGUUAAGUACAAAAAAUAAACAUAUUUUGCAAAAAUUUA